AUGAUCAAAAUUUUGAUAUUAUUGGCAUAAUUUCUUGAAUUUUUGUUUUCAGUCUGCUUGUGCACAUUCAUGAAAAUUGGAAGAGAAGAAACUAAAAUGAGUGGAAGAGUUCUAAAAUUUGCUUAUCGAGUUGAAAAAAAUCUACUCUACAACUACGAAUUUGGACCAAACACUAAAGUAGGUAAUCACUAAUCUUUAGGAUAUAAGACUUUGUUUGAUCCCAUUUUUAAUGCCAACUAUCUAUAAGAAAAUAAUUAACAUUAAAUCUCCAUUAAGUUUUUAUGAACUAUUAUUAGCUUUUAUUGAUAUUUUAUCACUCAUCGACUAAAUCAAUACAACUGAAUCUCAUCAAAGAUAUUGUCUAGUUUGUACAAUAAGAGUCUUAAGAACUAUGAUGAUGCUUUUUGAAUUAGUGUAAGAAAUUACAAAAAUUGUCAUUUUUCAUUAUGAGUAAAUUUUNAUAACUUAUUUUUUAAUAUAUAUAAUUAAUAUGGAUAAGGAAUAAAAACUAAAUAAACUUAUUUCUUAUAAUUAAUCUUUUAUAAAAAAUUAAGAAUUGAUAAUAAUCUGA
This is a messenger RNA of Paramecium sonneborni, 571 nucleotides long. The record is from the annotation of a GenBank genome assembly. NCBI's taxonomy places the organism in Eukaryota, Ciliophora, Oligohymenophorea, Peniculida, Parameciidae.